AGACCAGUUUUCGCGAUCAAUCGUUGAUGAUAAGUAUAAAUAGUUGCCGAAAUGGCAAACACGACUUAGUUUAAUAUUAUUUUUCGAGUCAUGAAAUUUCUGAUUGUGUGUGGCAUAUUCCUUGGUGUCUUUGGAGUGCAAGGCGCUCCAUUGAACAAUGACCAGCGUCAGAAGCUGAGAUCCUACUGCAAAGAAUGUAUUGAAAAAACAGGCGUAAACGAUGACCUUGUCGACAAGACAAGGAAAGGCUUCUUUUCCGACGAUUCCCUGCUCAAAGAGUUCUUCUUCUGUUUCGCUCAGAAAGUCGGUUUUCAAAACGAAGACGGUAGCGUGAACCGCGACGUCAUCUCGCAGAAACUGAACAAGGUCAUGGACGAUCCCGAUAUGGUCUCGCAGCUGGUUGAACAAUGUGUCAAAGAAUACGACAGCCCUCAACAAAAUGCCAUUAACAUUGCUCAGUGUUUGUACAACAAUUCACCGUCUCACGUACAAAUUUUUAAGGUAUCGCCAGAUGCCGUAUUCGUAGGGAACAAAAAAUCCGACAAACUGACCAACUACCACAAGGCGUGCGUGGAAGAGACGUCGGCCAACGAGGCUGCUGUGAACCAAGCUUGGAAAGACGGCGAAUUCCUUCGCGACCCUAACCUCAAAAAAUACCUGCUAUGUUUCGCAAUGAAAACCGGAUUCCAAAACGAAUUGGGCGAUAUCAAUGCAGAGUUAUUUAGGCACGACUUGCUCGAGAUCAUCAACGAUCCCGCGUUGGUGGACAGAAUCGUGCAGAAGUGCGUGCAGAAAAGAGAUACACCAGAAGAGACCGCUUAUCACGCAUUCAAGUGCACUUACGACAAUUCCCCCGUGCACGUGACACUUUAUACAGAACACGUGGAAAUGCCUGAAGAUGUGUCGACCGAAUUGACGAAAGUCUUCAGGCAGUGCAUCAAACAGUCGGGCGUGGAUAGGGACGUGUUGGUCAUGUCGCAAAAGGGUGAAUUUGCCGAUGACAAACGGUUGAAGGAGUACUAUUUCUGCGUUGCCAAAUUGUGGGGCGUGAUGAACGAGGCCGGCGAUAUCUUGCCUGACGUGUUAACGAAGAAGACCCAGGAAAUCUAUCGAGAUGAAGCGUUGACGAAAAAACUGGCCGGGCUAUGUGGCGUGCGAAAGGACCAACCGUUGGAAACAGCUUUCCAGAUGGCGCAGUGUUACUACAAAAACGCCCCUGGUGACUUGAAAAUUAUGCAGAGUGGCGUGCUGAGUGACGAACAAAAAGCGACCAUCCGGGCCAACAUAAGAGAGUGUUCGGAGGAAACGAACGCCAUAAAGGACGUGGUGCAACAGGCGAGACAAGGAAACUUCGCGGACAAUCAGUCGUUAAAAGAAUACCUGUUGUGCAUCGCGAAGAAAAACCAAGCUCAAGACGCAAACGGCAAGCUUAACGUGGCCACUAUAAGAGAAAAACUAGGCACAGUGCUCGGUGCCAAAGAUGCCGACGAAAUAGCGGAGAAAUGUGCCAAAGAACGAGCCACUCCGUCUGAUACGGCCUUCGAGGCGUUCAAGUGUUUCUACGAUAACGCGCCAGAAGUAGCGCCUGUGUUUUAGUAUUCAGCUGUUUGUGAUUUCCAAGUGAUAUAGGAUUAUAAUUUAUACGUUUUGUAAGGAAUAUAUUAAUAAAUAUUUAA
Molecule: messenger RNA, 1676 nt
Organism: Cylas formicarius (sweet potato weevil)
Lineage: Eukaryota; Metazoa; Arthropoda; Insecta; Coleoptera; Brentidae
Exons: 4
Coding region: 91-1596 (501 amino acids)
Biological process (GO): sensory perception of smell
Molecular function (GO): odorant binding
Source: RefSeq, a predicted model, not a curated record